Messenger RNA from Phalacrocorax carbo (great cormorant), 2157 nucleotides. Lineage: Eukaryota; Metazoa; Chordata; Aves; Suliformes; Phalacrocoracidae. The record is from RefSeq and is a predicted model, not a curated record.
CGGCUCCAUCGGAGGGUGGGGGGUGACGGCUCUCGAUCCGGCCGAGCUGGAUUUCCCCAGCAGCGCCACCGGCCUCCGCGGCGGCUCCUGGGUCGUCUCCGGUUGUUCCGUCCUCCGCGACGGGCCGCUCCUUACGGGAAGAUUUUGGGCCGGAUUUAGACGCUUUAGGGGAAGGGGAUCGCGUCGGGGGGUCCAGGCGACCCCCGGAGGGGAGUUACGGCUUUGGUGUGAACGGUCGCGACUGGGGGGUGGCGGCGGGCCGGGCUCCCCCCCCGCGUUUGGGCCGUGGUGGAUCUCUAUGGGAAAUGUACCCAGGUCACCGUCGUCCCCCCCGAGGUGGCUGGACCCCCCCCGGCCCCCCCCUUACCGCCGCGCUGCCCCCCGCCCCGGCCCCGCCCCGGGCCCAGCCCCGCCCCGACAAGUUCCCCGACAGCCUCGACCCCCCUGAGGGCGGCGCGGCGUGGGCGGGGCCGGGGGCUCCGCUGUCCAAUGAGGCGCUGCUGUUCCACGAGAAGUGCGGGGCCCUCAUCAAGCUCAGCAACGGGCACAAGACGGCCGAGCGCCGGCGGCCCCUCGACGAGUUCAACAACGGCGUCGUGCUCACCAACCGGCCCCUCCGCGACGGGGAGAUGUUCGAGAUCCGCAUCGACAAACUGGUGGACAAAUGGUCGGGCUCCAUCGAGAUCGGGGUGACGGCGCAUAACCCCAACAGCCUCGAGUACCCCGCCACCAUGACCAACCUCCGCUCCGGCACCAUCAUGAUGAGCGGCUGCGGGAUCCUCACCAACGGGAAGGGGACGCGGCGCGAGUACUGCGAGUUCAGCCUCGACGAGCUGCAGGAGGGGGACCACAUCGGGCUGACGAGGAAGGCCAACAACGCCCUCCACUUCUACAUCAACGGCAUCGACCAAGGGGUGGCGACGACGCUGACGCCGUUGGUGGUCUACGGCGUGGUGGACCUCUACGGGAUGGCCGUGAAGGUGACCAUCGUCCACAACCACAACCACAGCGACCGCCUGCGGCGCAACAACGCCAUCCUGCGGGCGCUGUCCCCCGAGGGGGGCCGGCGACCCCCCGCCGCCCCUCAGCCCCCCGCCGGGCCCCCCGCCGGCCCCCCGCCCGCCCCCCGCCUCCUCUUCCACCCCAACUGCGGGCAGAAGGCGGCCGUCGUCAACGAGGGACGCACGGCUCUGCGGCCCCACGCGACGGACGACUUCAACCACGGGGUGGUGCUGAGCGCCCGGGCGCUGCGGGACAACGAGCUCUUCCAGGUGCGCAUCGACAAGAUGGUGGACAAGUGGGCGGGGUCCAUCGAGAUCGGGGUGACCACCCACAACCCCGCCUACCUCCAGCUGCCCUCCACCAUGACCAACCUGCGCUCAGGCACGUGGAUGAUGACGGGGAACGGGGUGAUGCACAACGGCACCACCGUCCUCGACGAGUACGGCCACAACCUCGACCGCCUCAAGGCGGGGGACACGGUGGGGGUGGUGCGCAGGGACGACGGGACCCUCCACUUCUUCGUCAACGGGGCGGCGCAGGGCCCCGCCGCCUGGAACGUGCCCCCCAACGUCUACGCCGUGGUGGACCUCUACGGGCAGGCCGCCCAGGCCACCAUCGUGGAGGAGGGCGAUUCGGCGUCGUCGGGGGGGGACGGCUCCGAGGGGGCCACGCCGGGGUCCCCCGAAAGCCCCUCGCCGGGGGGCUCCGCCAGCGACCUGCGCUUCCACCGCCUGCACGGCAGCAACGCCGUCAUCACCAACGGCGGCCGCACGGCCCUGCGCCAGAACUGCCGCUCCGAGUUCAACGACGCCAUCGUCAUCUCCAACCGGGCGCUGCGGGACGGGGAGCUCUUUGAGAUCGUCAUCCAGAAGAUGGUGGAUCGUUGGUCGGGCUCCAUCGAGGCGGGCGUCACCGCCAUCCGCCCCGAGGAGCUGGAGUUCCCCAACACCAUGACCGACAUCGACUACGACACCUGGAUGCUGAGCGGGACGGCCAUCAUGCAGGACGGCAACACGAUGCGCAACAACUACGGCUGCGACCUGGACGCGCUGGGGACGGGCUCCCGCAUCGGGAUGAUGCGCUCGGCCCGCGGCGACCUGCGCUACUUCAUCGACGGCGCCGACCAGGGCGUCGCCUGCUCGGGGCUGCCCGCGG